Aspergillus versicolor CBS 583.65 is the source of this 2016-nucleotide messenger RNA. RefSeq lists its product as uncharacterized. The annotation marks the transcript as partial. Gene Ontology annotation, biological process: positive regulation of transcription by RNA polymerase II. The record is from RefSeq and is a predicted model, not a curated record. NCBI's taxonomy places the organism in Eukaryota, Fungi, Ascomycota, Eurotiomycetes, Eurotiales, Aspergillaceae. Gene Ontology annotation, molecular function: transcription cis-regulatory region binding; DNA-binding transcription factor activity. Gene Ontology annotation, cellular component: nucleus. The transcript is spliced from 3 exons.
GCUGACGUGGAGUUUUCGGUCGAUUUAGUGAUUUUUGUCGACAACUCUGAUCCGUACGCUCAAGAUUUGGAGGCCGCCCUGACGGAGUCCGAGGCCGCGAUUCUAGCUGCGAAUUCACAAAGCGUGGGCUGGGAUGGGCCGCCACAGUUAUCCUCCGGGGAGCGAAGCGAGAACCAGGGCCUCGAAACACUUUCAACCCUUGCGACGCACGAUCACCUGCCGUACCCUGCACUGGUAGUUGACCAGAAACCUGUUUCAUCUGCCGAAAGUGUCACCCCAACCCCGUUCAGUACUAUCCCGACUUCGAUGCCGGCACCUCAUCACCCAAACCAGAUACCGAGGUCGAUAUCUGCCCAGAUUUCCCCACCCGUUUCGAUCAACUCCGAUAAUGGCAAUAAUACCAACAUUCAUUUCUUGCUGAACCCGUCGCAAUCCAUUUCACCACCUAUUGAUCCAACCAUUCAGCGCACCCCAGAUUCGAGAGGAUCCCCGCUGGCGCUUAGAUCCACCGAAAACAACAUUGAUGGGCCCGUAGAGACGGAUUAUGAGAUAACGUUUCUCUUGAGGCAUUUUUCGGAGGUUCCUGGCCCCUGGAUGGACCUGUACGACUUUGGGACGUAUUUUGCGUCACAGGUACCCGUAAAAGCGCUUCGUAAUCCGUUGCUGAAGUUUUCCGCUUGCGCACAGGCUGCGAAGCAGCUAGGGCACGUCAAUGUAGCAAGAUCUGUUGGUGUUCGCCUCAGCCGAGCUUUCCCAGGAGUGCAGAAGGAUUCAAAGAACAUUGACUGGUGUUGGAGAGGGGCCAAGUAUUAUGAAAAGGCCAUCCAGCUUUUGAUGAAGGAGCUGCAACCCGGCCCUGGGAACCCUGAUAUGCUCGGACCGACCCAGGGGAAUAAAAUGAACGAGGAUACUGAUGACCAGCGCGCGAGAAGCUACACCGAAUAUAGGCUCUCCCAUGGGGUCCGCUCUGAUGAAAUUCUUGCCGCCACUGCUAUUCUGUCAGUAUAUGAAUUGCUCGAUGCCACCGGCCCGGCAUGGAACCGUCAUUUGAGUGGUGUCAAAUCGCUGUUAGAUUUGGCUGAGGUUGGGAUGCGCCCACUUCAGCGUCCACCGCCGGGAGACCUCUCCUUGCAGCCAAAGCGGCCGAGUCUUUCGAAAGCUAGAAAGGCAACUUUCUGGAACUUUGCUCGGCAAGAUUAUUUAGCAGCUUUUAUAAAUGGGAGUCGCACCAGAUUGCAUACCGAGGAUUUAGCUUUGUGGACGGAAGCAGGGCUUCAGAUCGAUAGCCUAGGGUUUGUUUGCGCCAGUACUGCGAAUGCGGGUAGGCGCCCGGGAGAGGAAGUCAUGAAGGAGGACACCAUAUCAAAUGCGUUGGUCUGGAUUAUUUCGAAGAUCAUCAAUUUCAUAAACCCGAGCAACAAUGCGCAAGUCAACUCUUCUGGUGCCGUCAAUGCGAGCCCCUUGGGUCUCCCUCAACAGGUUUCGUUGGAACGAUGGUACCGUCUUGAAGCCGAGCUUGAUAUGUGGUACAAAGGCCUUCCAGAGACAUUCCAUCCUUGUGCUCGUAUUGGUCUUCCUGAGCCUGCGAAUCAGAGCGAUGGCUUUACCGAUGAUGCGUCAUCGUUGUCUGAGAUAUGGUAUAGCAUACCAAUGUGCUCGUCCGCCAUGCAGCACUACCAUAUGGGUCGUAUAUUGCUCCAUAUCCACAAGCCUCCCCAGCCUAGCGGUACAACGAAUCCGAUAACCAACAGAUACAACACGACCGACAUCCAGUCUCACAGCCGUGAGAUCGUAGGCAUCGCCAUGGGCUGCCCCGCAGGCUCCGUCCGAAUCAAUUCACUCCAACCACUGUUUGUCAGUGGCCAAUGUCUGACUGAUCCUAGUGAGCGAAGGAUGGUUCUGCGCCUACUACAAGACAUUGAAGUAGACCUGGGCUGGGCAACCGAGUACCGCGUCAAGCAACUGCUUAGGGAGUGGGGUUGGGACGAAAACACCAAGGUCGCGGGUGUUUCUUGA